Messenger RNA from Coregonus clupeaformis (lake whitefish), 2086 nucleotides. RefSeq names its product growth arrest-specific 7b (gene gas7b). The record is from RefSeq and is a predicted model, not a curated record. Gene Ontology annotation, biological process: actin filament polymerization; neuron projection morphogenesis. Gene Ontology annotation, cellular component: cytoplasm; plasma membrane; actin filament. The transcript is spliced from 14 exons. Gene Ontology annotation, molecular function: actin filament binding. Lineage: Eukaryota; Metazoa; Chordata; Actinopteri; Salmoniformes; Salmonidae. Bases 502 to 1926 code for a protein of 474 amino acids.
ACCUUCAUAAACAAUCACGUCUCGGAGAAGUGAUUCAAUUCACAAAGUCCAUUACAUUUCAAGAGGCCCAGCCUUGGUGAAAGUUGCUAAUUGAUUCCUAAUCCCCACAACAUAACUCAUGUGCAAAAAAACGGAUGCGAGUACCGAGUUUUCUCAUACCAAAGCGCAAGAGGAAUUGAAGGAGCACAGACUUGACUGUGGACUUUGCUAAAGGGAGUUCACACAAGCGGAGAAGCCACCAUAUACACACGCUCAGAACGCAUCUGCGCUACAGGAUUCUAUUGACAAGGGACACUUUUUCAUUCACUCAAAAAGUACUUUAACCAGAUUCGCAACAUGUUGGAUUGUUGUCAUUGAUGCGCUAACUAAUCAACAUUACAAGUUUGACAAAAAAAUCUACACUGAAAAUUCUACUCUGAAAAAGCCAAGUGAAUCUCGAGGAGGGGGAUCAGUCUGUGUAAAUCUACGCGCGGACCCGACGUUAUACCGGAGAAGAUAACGAUGUCUGGAUCAUACUGCAAAAGUUUAUACUCCUUCAGCGGGGACCAACAUCAGCAGGGUUUGACUUUUGAAGUGGGAGAAAUCAUAAAGAUAGUUCAGCCGUUGCCUGGCGGCUGGUGGGAAGGAGAGCUGGAUGGAGUCAGGGGAUGGUUCCCAGCAAGUUAUGUUCAGGUCUUAGAGAAAACUGCGUCUAUGACCUCACUGCUUGUUGAGGACCUCGGAGAGCCUCUCCCUCAACACUGGAAGUGCUACAUGUCACCACAAGGGCGGCACUACUAUGUCAACACAGCCAGCAACGAGACAACGUGGGAGAGACCUACCAGUGUACCUGGGACCCCCAAAACCCCUCUGAAACACAAGAACUCAAUACCUACAGUGAAUGGGUUUCACUCCAGUGGCAGUACGUUGCAUCAGAAUGAACACUCCCACGUCAGUCUGGUCAAAAAGCCCAGUUCCGAACCACAGCAUCCAGGUCCUACAUCACCCACCAGGAGACAGAGCAAAGAGACUACCAUCACAAUUAACUGUGUAACGUUCCCCCUUCCUAUGAGUAUGCCUGAGCAGCAGCUGCUGAAGCCAGAUGAGUGGAGCUACUGUGAUUACUUCUGGGAGGAUAAGAAGGACUCUCAGGGGACAAGCUCUAUCUCAGGGUUUGAGGUCUUGCUGCAGAAACAGCUGAAGGGGAAACAGAUGCAGAAAGAGAUGGCCGAGUUUAUACGAGAAAGAAUAAAGAUAGAGGAGGAAUAUGCCAAGAGCCUCUCCAAGCUGUCACAGAUUCCCCUUGCGGAACAGGAAGAAGGUACUCUAGGGGAAGCCUGGGCUCAGUUGAAGAAGAGUUUGGCUGAAGAGGCUGAGGUUCACCUCAAGUUCUCCUCUAAGCUCCAGAGUGAGGUGGAGAAGCCUCUGUUGACGUUCAGAGAUAACUUUAAGAAGGACAUGAAGCGGUUCGACCAUCACAUCGCAGAACUACGAAAACAUCUGGUCGGACGACACACAGCCGUGGAGAAGGCCCGUAAGGCUCUAGCAGACAGACAGAAGGACCUGGAGGUGAAGACCCAGCAGCUGGAGAUCAAACUAAGCAACAAGAUCGAGGAGGACAUCAAGAAGGCCCGGCGGAAAUCCACACAAGCAGGAGAUGACCUGAUGCGCUGUGUCGACCUUUACAACCAGUCCCAGUCCAAAUGGUUUGAGGAGAUGGUGACCACAAGCCUGGAGUUGGAGAGGCUGGAGGUAGAGAGGGUGGAGAUGAUACGACAGCAUCUGUGUCAGUACACCACCUUGCGGCAUGAGACGGACAUGUUUAACCAGAGUACGAUGGAGCCGGUGGAUCAGCUGUUACAGAGUGUGGACCCAGCUAAAGACCGAGAGCUCUGGGUCCAGGAGCAUAAGACAGGAGACAUCAGGCCUGUGGACAUUGAGAUAUAACACACCUGGUUCCCAGGGGUCACACACGUGGAUCCACAAGCCUAAAUCUGUACUGGCGCUUCAAGACCUUCAGUCCCCUCACUAAAGUGAACUUUGAGAUAUUAUGGACAUCCUGAGAAAUGAGGAUAAGUCACUCCACAGAUUCACAGACACCUGGGGG